Molecule: messenger RNA, 792 nt
Organism: Acanthosepion pharaonis
Lineage: Eukaryota; Metazoa; Mollusca; Cephalopoda; Sepiida; Sepiidae
Source: the annotation of a GenBank genome assembly
AUGAAAAUAAGAAUUAUAAAAUACAAAACUUUUUUCUUCUUUCCUUCCUUUAUUUAUUUUCCUCCUUUUUUUUCUUUUUUUCCUUUUUUUCUUUUCCUAUUUCCUUUCUUAUUAUGUCGAACAGGUUGGCUUCAAGAUCUAAGUGGUGUAAAGAUCAAAAUAGCUGAUAGUUUUAAAGAUAUUCCAAAGAUUCGUGUGCCACAUAUGAGACUGGAUCGAAAUAAAAUAAUGGAAAAAUUUAAUUAUGACUUUGAUCUUGAAGAGAGGACUAAGGUCCUCAUUGUUGGUGUUGUUAUCUAUCUAUCUAUCUAUCUAUCUAUCUAUCUAUCUAUCUAUCUAUCUAUCUAUCUCAGCAUGUUCAUUUCUAUCUAUCUACCUAUUUUAUCUACCUAUUUUAUCUACCUAUUUUGCUUGCAGAAUCAGUCACUGCUUGCUGGUAGGCCUACUAAAAUCACUCAAAAGUGUCAGGAAGAGUUAGUGCCCGUUGCAGUUGCCAGCUUGCUAGACGCACUCCCUGUCCUUAGCACCCGGAAAAAAGGUUGUUCUAUCUUGAUGGCUUCUGCUAUGAGACAAGUGGCUCUGGCCUCAAAAACCUCCCUUACUCGGCGAUUUUUCUCCCGGACAGCUUUGCCACAGCUGAGAGUGUCCCAGGGAGAUGUUUCAUCGCAAAGCCGCAACUUUGACCACUUCAUCCUUCCUGCUGCUUUAGUGUUGACAGUAUUUGGUGUCUCGGUCUCUCUGUUCAGCACUCACCAGUUAUCAUAUAACUCCUGUCGAUCUCUCAAGAAAUAA